AUGCGGAACCAGGAGCGGGUGCUCGUCUGCCCUCCUGCUGGCCCAGACAAUGGAGAGCAAGUUUUGGUUGACGUGGAAGAUAAAACCAACAAAGAGAUAAAUGAGCACAUUAAAAAAAUCUUGGGGAAAAGCAAAGAAGUACUUGAAAAAGAGGAAAGAGAAAGGAAGAAACAAUCACAUCCUGCAACGUUUGGGCCCAAGAAGUAUCAUCUGCGAGAAUGCAUGUGUGAAAUCGAAGGCCAAGUUCCCUGCCCAGCUUUUGUGCCACUGCCCAAAGAGAUGAGAGGAAAAUAUAAAGCUGGUAUGAAAAAUGAAGCAUCAGCCUGA
Molecule: messenger RNA, 327 nt
Organism: Chaetura pelagica (chimney swift)
Lineage: Eukaryota; Metazoa; Chordata; Aves; Apodiformes; Apodidae
Gene: MRPS25
Product: mitochondrial ribosomal protein S25
Exons: 3
Coding region: 1-327 (108 amino acids)
Cellular component (GO): mitochondrion
Molecular function (GO): structural constituent of ribosome
Source: RefSeq, a predicted model, not a curated record